Magnolia sinica is the source of this 1137-nucleotide messenger RNA. Its product is annotated as UPF0481 protein At3g47200-like. The coding region runs from base 1 to 1137 and encodes 378 amino acids. The record is from RefSeq and is a predicted model, not a curated record. Lineage: Eukaryota; Viridiplantae; Streptophyta; Magnoliopsida; Magnoliales; Magnoliaceae. The transcript has a single exon.
AUGGAGAAGCAUAUGAUCACAAUAGCUAGGCGAUUCAUCUUGUACAACAAAUCAAAGUUGGAGCAAGACACAACUCAAGUGAUGGACAAUCUCUUCAAGGAGGUUAUGAAUGUGGUAGCUGAGGCGAGAAAGUUCUACGCUGCUGAGAUAAUGUCCAAACUAAGGGAUGAAGCUUUUGCACGCAUGAUGUUCUUGGAUGGUUGUUUCGUUUUAUAUUUCAUCCAAGGCAUGAAUAGAGGAAACAUCGACUUAGAAAUAAGCAAUCGUCUCAUUCUUCUCAUUGUUCGAGACAUGUUCUUGCUCGAAAACCAUCUUCCAUUUUUAGUCCUUGAUGCUUUGAUGAGCUUGAGAUUUGAUUCUAAUAAGAAAUUGAAAGGAAAGAUCGUGAAAUUCAUCGAAUGGGAAGUCCUACUUCCCAUGGGAUUAUCAUUCUUUAUCCCUCACUGGUGGUUUACUGGAAGAAGAGAUGAUGACCCGCUUCACCUCCUUGACGCUCUCCGGACCAUGUUGCUGGGCUCUCAUCCCUCAGAUCCGAACAAAAAAUACAGGUACAGGCUACAUAACUUCGGCUCCGUUAUGGAACUCAAGGAAGUUGAAGCCAAAGAGUCUGUGAGGCUCCUUCGGCUUCUGGAGGGAGUGGUCGAGAAGAGCGACAGUGGAUAUUUGACCGAAAUCCGUUUUAAGGAAGACUUCUUCUUCCCACAACUAUUGCUUCCACAAAUCAUCAUCAACGAUGCCACCAUAUCUCAUCUGCUGAACUUGACAGCCUUUGAGAUGUGCUCUGACACUCAUUCCUGCUACGGUGUUACCUCCUACAUGUGCUUUCUUAAUACUCUCAUCAACGAUGGCGUUGACGUGAAGGAGAUCUUGUCUAAGCACAUACUCCACCACGCCCUCGACAAGGUGGCAUGUCUAUUCAACGAGUGGCCGAUUGAAGGGAUGAAUGAUCUCUAUGUGUACUUCGAGGUCAAGGAACGCAUAUACUCACAUCGUCAUUAUAAUGUGAAGGUAUCAAUAGCUAGAGUUUUGCACACCUAUUUCAAGAGCCCAUGGACUGCCAUCUCCUUUGUUGCUGCAGUUCUCCUUCUCCUCUUCACUGCCAUUCAGACGGGCUUUGCCGCAUUCCCUCGACAUUAA